AUGUUACGCGUGGGGUCCUGGCUCUAUGGCAAAAAGCCAGCAAACGCGUCUAACCAGUCAUUGGAUUCACUGGUAGAAUUGAAAGACUCGACAACAUGGAUUCUUAACGAUGAUGUUGAUAGUGCAGAAGAAGGACUGGCAAAGGGUCAUUCAGCCUUUCACAAUUUGGGGAGAGGUAUGGUUGCCUUUGUUCGAGCAACUCUGGGAUUUGAACAGGAGAUUAUGAGAGAAGCUUCGGAACGUUUAAGCGAAGCUGAGACUACCGCCGCCAGUGAACAACAACGUGCUCAGAAUAAUGCUAAUGCGCCCAAUGCUUUUCACUCUGAGAUUUACAAUGUCGGCGCAGAGUAUGCACUAUGCCAGGCCAUUGCGCAACUUAUGGGCGCCGUGGUUGGAGUGUUGAAUGAGAGUCUGACCGAGAGUAUCAAGGCGUUUUAUCGACUUCGCAAGGCAUACAUUACUCUGGAUGCCAUUAUGAAAAUGGAAGAGAAGUUUAUGGAAACUCGUGGCUCGCACCCAACCCUCUCUACACGAUCCAGUGAUCUCUCCAAGUUGAGCGCUAGUUCGGGUACGAAAUCACUGGAACCAACCAGUAGGACGUCUUCGAUGAAAGGAUCCCCUGUGACUGCCAAAUCCGUUACCCCGUUGGACACCGAACUCGCGAAAAGUGUCUCUGGACUGGAUAUUGCCUCUGAAACCCCCUCGGAGCCUGUCUCUGGAACAUGCACACCCGGUGGUUCGAACAUCAAUCACGAUCCGGACUCCGAAAUCUUCAAGAAUGAUAUCGACAUCUUUAUUCACUCGGGUGCUAACUUCUGUUUUGGAAUUCUACUCAUUCUUAUCUCCAUGGUUCCUCCAGCCUUCAGCAAGCUGCUUGCUAUCAUCGGCUUCCACGGGGAUAAGCAGCGCGGUUUGAGGAUGCUAUGGCAAGCGAGUAAAUUCCAUAACAUCAUUGGUGCUAUGGCUGGAUUGGCCAUGCUGGCGUAUUACAAUGGAUUUGUCCGUUACUGUGAUAUCAUGUCUGAUCCGACUCCGGGCGAGGGCGAGGACACCGUGGAGGGUUAUCCGGCAGAGAGAUUGACUGCAUUAUUGGCCGACAUGCGCUCUCGCUUCCCGAACAGUCAGCUUUGGUUGUUGGAAGAAUCACGGAUGAUGGGAGCUAACAAGAAUCUUGAGGGUGCAUUGGAACUCCUCGCCAACAGCAAAAAGAGCCCAUUGAAACAAGUGCAGGCCCUUAGUGUAUUUGAGCAGAGUUUGAACGCCUUAUUCUUGCACCAAUAUGUUGUGUGCGCAGAGUCCUUCAUUGAGUGUGUGGAUCUUAACUCCUGGUCUCACGCAUUGUACUACUUCAUUGCCGGAUCAUCCCAUGUUGCACUUUACCGACAACAUCUCAAUGACGACCCCAAAAAAGCACAGGAACAUGCUAAGAUCGCCACUGAGUACCUUCGCAAAGCACCAACAUUGGCAGGCAAGAAGAAGUUCAUGGCGCGUCAACUUCCAUUUGACGUCUUUGUCACUCGCAAGAUCGCUAAAUGGGAAGCCCGAGCUAAGGAGUGGAAUGUCUCACUGGUGGAUGCGAUUGGCGUGGAUCCUAUUGAGGAAAUGAUCUUCUUCUGGAACGGACACAGCCGCAUGACUGAAAGCCAACUCCAGGAAUCCCUGGACCGACUCGCAUGGUGCGAAAGUGACUCAAACAAGAAUUGGUCCCGUGAAGGAGCCGAGGAAAAGGCUAUUCUGGAGCUUCUACGCGCUGCUGUGUACCGAUCUCAGCGUCGACACGAAGAAGCCAAGACUAUAAUCAAGACUAAGGUCUUGAACCAUGAGAAAUCUGUGUUCAAGGGCAAUCUCAAGGAUGACUGGGUCCUCCCCGCUGCGCACUUCGAGAUGGCCGCUAACUUGUGGAUGGAGCGCCCCAAUUACGUCUCUUUGCAUGUAUCUUCGGAGCCCGUGCAGACAUCACAGUCCUCCGAAGAUAAAGCUACUGAGACUACCUCCGGGGAUAACGGUCGGGGAUCACCCGAAUCGGGUAACCCCGAAACUCCGACCAUCACAGAGGCCGAGAGGAAGCUGGUCCGCCAGUGCAAAGAGCAUCUGGAACAAGCAGCUAAAUGGGAUAGCUAUGAGCUGGAUGCUCGAAUUGGUUUGAAAGUGACGGCUGGAAACGAGGCCAUUCGUAAGUGGGAGAGUGCGCACUCGACCUGA
Penicillium malachiteum is the source of this 2202-nucleotide messenger RNA. RefSeq names its product TTC39/IML2 family protein. The coding region runs from base 1 to 2202 and encodes 733 amino acids. The record is from RefSeq and is a predicted model, not a curated record. Lineage: Eukaryota; Fungi; Ascomycota; Eurotiomycetes; Eurotiales; Aspergillaceae. The transcript has 5 exons. Gene Ontology annotation, cellular component: mitochondrial outer membrane; nucleus; cytosol.